This is a messenger RNA of Aureococcus anophagefferens, 1212 nucleotides long. Its product is annotated as expressed protein. Bases 1 to 1212 code for a protein of 403 amino acids. Lineage: Eukaryota; Pelagophyceae; Pelagomonadales; Pelagomonadaceae. The record is from RefSeq and is a predicted model, not a curated record. The transcript has a single exon.
AUGCCGGGCCGAAGUCGCGUGCGCCUGCGGGCCACGCAGCUUGUCGCGUGCGCGCUCGCGGCCGUGCUCGUCGCGACGUUCCUGCACGCGCAGCGCGCCGUAGAGCGCGUCGUCUACGGCGCCGCGGGCCCGGGCCCGCGGCGGCCGAGCGCGCCGCCGGCCGCCCCCGUGCAGCCGCGGCGGCCGAGCGCGCCGCCGGCGAUCCCCAGGCAUGCGGCACCGCGCGCGACGCCGCGCGACGACCGGUCGCCGUGCCGGGGCCCGCGGUCCUACGCGCAGGCGGCGUCGCUGCCCUGGCGGCUCUACGACGCCUUCGCGACCACCGCCGACGGCUGCGCGACGGCGACGUUCGUCGCCCAGUACGAGCGCGGCUGCGAGGAGAUGGCCGCCGUGCUCGAGGCGGCGGCGGCGCCGCUGAACGCGAGCGCGUGGCUGGCGACGGCGCGCGCGCCCGAGGGCGAGUGCCGCGUGUGCUACGUGAACCGAUUCGACACGGAGGAGCGGCCCAAGUUCGACGCGGAGAAGAGGCGCGCCUUCGAACGCGACGGCGGCGCGACGACGGAUCUGGCCUGCGUCUUCGACGACGGCUCGGAGGUCGCGGCGACGGGGCACGGCGACUUCCACGCGUUCCGGUCGACGCUCGUCUUCGAGUGCGCGAUCCCCGAGCCCCUGCGCGCGCGCGCCUGCGGCGCCGACGCGCUCCGGCACCGCGACACGGGCGUGCACGUCGCCCUGCGGGCCGGCGGCCGCGCCCACGACGCGCGCGUGCCCGUGUGCGCCUUCGACGCGCGCGCGAGGGAACGCGGGGGCGUCGGCGCGGUCGCGUGGACGUCCGGCGACGCCUACGUGGACCGGAGCGGCCUCGUCAAGGGCGCCGCGAGCGACGCGCAGCUCCGGGCCUGGCUCGCGGCGCACUGGGCCUUUGGCGUGCGCUACUUCCUCGUCUUCGACUCCGGCGCCGGUUGGACGGAGCCCGAGCGGUCGGCGCUCUGGCCCGCGAUGGCGCCCUUCGUGGCGGCGGGCCGCGGCGCGCUGCUCCCCUGGCCGUCGCGCGCGUGCGGCGCGCGCGGCGACGGGCCCUGGGUGACGUUGGACGCGGGCGAGCACGACGCGCUGAGCCUCCAGUCGUUCUCCGUGCCGGAAACAACCGGCGGAACGCCCUGUCCAGCAAAAAACUCUCUAUCUCGGUCACAUCGAAGUCGUUUCGGCUGA